GGGUAUGGGUACAAACCCAUCAAACUCUACCCAUAUCCAUUUAUUUGGAUUUCAUACCCAACCCAAUUGGGUUGGAUAGUAAGAAACCCAUGGGUAUGGGCAAAGUUGCCAUCCCUAGAUGGGGGAAGUGAACUUGACCAGGUUCAUGGGAAAACCCUAACUUUACCUGCAUGAUUUUGCUUCAAUUGACAUGAACCUUGAAAUCGUACAAAAUCCUAAAAAUAAUAGAUUUUAAGGAUUUUACAGUUUUAAAUCAGGAUUUUAUGGGGGUUUAAGGUUCAAAGAUUUUAUAGUAAAAUCAGGAUCAAAACUCAUUGAAAAGAUUGUAAAAUCGGGAUUUUGACUAGAUUGAUUGUAAUGAGUACCACCAUGCAAAUGCAGGCCUAGCUUCAACAUGUGGCCUGAUUAGAGACCACCGCGGAUGUUGUCUUGCUACAUUUGUAAUGAACAUGGGUAGUUAUUCCAUUACCCGGGCAGAGUUUAGAGGAGCUAUUGAAUGCCUCCAGUUGAGAGCGGAUCCCAUGACUAGGGAGGGGGGGAGAGGGGUCCUUAGUCACUUGACUAAGCCCCUCUUAGCAUUAGAUCUGGACACUUCAAUCCAACGGUUAAAAACUGGGAAGGGAUUUCUAAUUAGUGGGAGGGGUAAUUUGGUUAUUAUGAAAAAUUACAAAGUAUGCAAACCGUACUUAUAAACAUUACAAACUAGAAAAACAAAACAUACAAACAGAUUUACAAACAUUACAAACAUAUGAACUGUACAGACAAUACAAACUACACCAACAAACAAUACAAACCAUACAAAAAGAAAAAACAACCAGGUUGACUUUGGAGGCUCCAUCCCAAAAUAGAGGGGCUCCCUCCCAAAGUCAACCCGGUUGUUUUUAGACAUACAAUCAUUACGAACAUGGUGAACAAAAAUGACAAACUAGACCGACAAAACAUACAAACAGGAAAAACACCCUGGUUGACUUUGGAGGCUUCAUCCCUAUAUAGGGGAGUUUCAUUCAAAAGUCAACCAGGUUAUUUUUUAGACAUAAAAAACAUUACAAACAUGGUUGACAAAAAUGAUAAAAAUGGUGAACAAAAAUAACAAAGCUUACAAACAUUACAAAAGAAACCGACAAAUAUUACAAAAUAACAAAGCUUACAAACAUUACAAAAUAAACUGACAAACAGUACGAAACAUACUAAUCGUACAAAAUAUCACUAAAAAUGACAAACAUUACAAACCGAAUCGAUACAAACAUUACAAAAUAGGUCAACAAACAUCACAAAUCCAACACUAUCGCCAGAAAAUCCUCUCUGCCGUCGUUGGUCACCGGAAAGUUUCAUCCAGCCAACAAAAAAUCUCUCUGGCCGUAGCUGUUGGAGGGCACAGAAGCUUGUUGGGGACACAAAUCCCACCGGCAGAAGAAUUCUCUUGGAAAAGGAAUGGUGGCGCGGGUUGGGGACACAAAAAUCCUGCCACCGGGAGAAUUCCUCAGAAAAAGAAACGGUCGCGCGGACGGGGGAGAAGAGAGCUAUGUUUUUUUAAAUUGUUAAAUAAAUUAAUUAUGUAAUUAUCACCUUGCCCUUCAUUAAACUAGAUAGAUCUGAAACAUUAAAUUUUAAUGAGGUUUAAUAACUGAGAUUGAUUUAGUCAUGUGACUAAAGAACCCUUUAGUCACCUAAUAUUAGCCCGCCUCCAGUUGGCAUGGUAUAUAUGUUGGGCAUUGACUUGGUAGAGUCCAAAUUGACUCACAUUGUGCAGUUCAGUUGCUCCAGAUCACUAAUAGGAGCGAUCAUCAACAUGCAUGAAUUAUCCAGACAUUCUGAGAACAAGUAUUCAUGCCAUCUUGCUCAUUGGCGGAGGCUUGUCUUUGGUCCUUCUCCCGCGAUAGGGAUAAAUUUCAGAGAAACAAAAAUACGCCAUAUAUAUUUAUAUUGGUGAGGGAAUACAACACUAAUAGGUAGUAUUAGAGUAUUUUGUCACUACAACACAACUCAUUAUUUGUUCUAAGAUAUAAAAUUAAUUUAUUAUACUAUAAACAAAAUUCAAAUUGCAAUAAAGAGCUAAUCAGAUCUCUUUUUCUCUUUAUGCGUAUUCGAUCUUUUCCCCUACAACCCUGAAAUUGUCUAGCGACAACGACAAUUCCACUAGUUUUGAUUCUACCAAUUACAACUACAAGUGUAAAAAGAGCAUUUUCAGCUUUGAGCUACAUUAAGAACAAGUUUCCAAGUCGAUUUGGCGACUAGUUUGCUAAUGCUUGUUUAGUGAGAUAUAUUGAAAGAGAGUUAUUUAAUAGUGUAGAGUGUAGACAAAGAAUAUUUUUGUGUUUUCUUUCACAAUAUGAAAUCCCUUCGUGGUUGUUUCUGAAAACUAUGAUUGUAUAGUCGGUUAUUUUUAAUCUAUGAAUGAAUUAUUUGGAUAUAAUUAACUUUAAUUUUUUUAUUAAAUAAUUAUCAAUUAGAUACUUAUAUAUUUAAGUUAUGAAAAGAGGACAGGGGUGGUUAAAAUUGUUGCCUCCGCCACUGAUCUUGCUUGUCGAUGGCAUUCAUUACCUUGUUGGUUUACAUACUAUUUUCGCGGUAGAUAUUGUGAUUAGCUAAAUUUGACUACCAGAAACAAAUCGUUUCCUGCUUAAUCGGUUAUUGAUGUAACUAUUAACCACUAUUUACAAUUUGAUUAUCUGUUACACCACUAAUAGAAGAACCGUUUAUCAGUCCUAGUUUUACUAGGUAGACUUAUAAUCAUCUUCCAUGGGAAAAGGCCACGAACCCAUAUAUAUCACCGGUAUUUAUUGGCCAUCAAUGUCGUUCUCCCCCAAACAAACACAAAAAAAAAAAAAAAAAAAGAGUAAACUGUUGCAUAAAUCACGGCAUCACUAAUAAGCAACCAAACAAAAUUCCCACCAAUUCCAAGUUCAAAGCAAAUGAAAACCCAAAGAAAAGUUAAAGAAAAAAAGAGACCCAUGAAAAUGAAAUCGAAAGGCCAAAACAAAAAACCAGUUCCUCCUUCUCCUGUGAAUCUCACAUGCUCGUCUUUAUCUCCAUGCCCGCAAACAUAACAACCUCAGUAAAUGAGAAUUAAGUCAGCCAAUUUUCUCCUUCCCAAAUUCAAUUCAUUUCAUUUCUGGAAAAAAAUUGAAAUUAAUUCAAAAUAAAAUGAAUAAUCAAAUCAAUUUCAAAUAAAAAGAGCUCAAAUCAACACUGCACAUACUCCACACCGCUCUGCCCUUUCUUCUGCUUCCUUUUCUCCCCUGUUUCUUCUUCUCUCCCCUCUUCCACAGCUAAGAAGGCGGGAGAAAAAGAACCAAAACCCGCCAUGGAAAACCGCAUAGCUCUAUUCUUCUUCACUCUCCUCACAUUUUUCACCCCCAAGUCUCUGGCUAUCGACUACGCCGACGCAUUGACGAAGAGCCUCCUGUACUUCGAGUCCCAGCGCUCCGGCCGCUUGCCGUACAACCAGAGAAUCUCCUGGCGCGACCAUUCCGGCCUCACCGACGGCUUGGAGCAGGGCGUGGAUUUGGUCGGAGGGUAUUACGACGCCGGCGACCACGUGAAGUUCGGCCUCCCGAUGGCCUUCACCGUCACAAUGCUGUCGUGGGGUGUUCUCGAGUCCCGGCAACAGAUUGCCGCCGCCAGCGAAUUGGAGCACGCGCUGGAAGCUAUCAAAUGGGGGACUGAUUAUUUCAUCAAGGCUCACACUAGUCCGAAUGUUCUCUGGGCAGAGGUGGGCGACGGGGACACCGACCAUUACUGCUGGCAGAGGCCGGAGGACAUGACGACGUCACGGCGAGCUUAUCGGAUCGACGAGAACAAUCCCGGGUCGGAUCUCGCCGGAGAAACAGCAGCGGCGAUGGCCGCCGCGUCGAUGGUGUUCAAAUCCACCAACCGACAUUACUCACACUUGCUCUUGCACCAUGCUCAGCAGUUGUUCGAGUUUGGGGACAAGUACAGAGGCAAAUACGAUUCGAGUUUGGGAGUAGUGAAGGGUUACUACACUUCAGUGAGUGGGUUCAUGGACGAGCUACUGUGGGGUGCUAUGUGGCUGUACAGAGCCACCGACAAUGAGAAGUAUUUGAAGUAUGUGAUUGAGAAUGCUCAUGGCUUUGGAGGGAUUGGUUGGGCCAUAACAGAGUUCAGUUGGGAUGUUAAAUAUGCUGGAAUUCAAAUCAUGGCUUCAAAGUUGCUUGGAGAAGCAAAGCACAAACAACACAGCCAAACACUCUUACAAUACAGAUCAAAGGCAGAGUUCUACCUAUGUUCAAUCCUCAACAAGCACAACAGCAACAACACCAGCGUAGUCCACACCCCAGGCGGUCUCAUAUACAUAAGAGAAUGGAACAACAUGCAGCAUGUCUCUACAGCUGCAUUCCUCCUGACAUUCUACUCCGAUUUCCUCCGAGAAUCAAAUCAAAACCUCAAUUGUCGUGAAGGGACAGUAAGGCACGAAGAGCUCCUUCGAUUCGCCAAGUCCCAAGUCGACUACAUCCUGGGUUCGAACCCUAUGAACAUGAGCUACAUGGUGGGUUAUGGUUCUAAUUACCCACAAAGGGUUCACCAUAGGGGCGCCUCGAUCGUCUCUUACAGAGAGAACAAAGGGUUCAUUGGGUGCACACAAGGGUAUGAUAAUUGGUAUGGCAGGCAAGAUCCAAACCCUAACUUGCUGGUUGGGGCACUGGUUGGAGGGCCUGAUUUUGAGGACAAGUUUGUUGAUAGUAGAGAGAAUUUCAUGCAGACUGAGGCCUGCACUUAUAAUACAGCUCCAUUGGUUGGAGUUUUUGCAAAGUUGUUGGCUUUGGAAGAGCAAUCACAGAGCCAUGAUGGUGAUGAUCAACAGUUGGUUGCUUCCUAUUAAGGGAGAAACUUGAAACUGGCUGAUUUUCUAUUGAAUAGCGUUUUGUUUCUUUUUUACUUUGUGGGAAGGUGUGAUUUUUCAGUUUGCAUCCCAAUCACAGGACAAAAGGCUUGGUCCUGUUUACUUUUGUUGUUUUAGUUUUCUUGGUUUCUGUUUGUGUAUAGAUUUCUAUAUAGAGGAAGAACACUGCUGUGUGAACAGCAAAAGCAAGUGGGAAACAAGAGAAGAAGGGAAGAUUGAUCAGCUCAACAACGUUGUACAUCGUUCUUUCCUUUUGAGAGUAAUACAGCAAAGGUUGUUUAUCCAGCACAAGAGAUGGGGGGGGGGGGGGGGGGGGGGGGGGGGAGAUUGUAACUGGAACUGUUUGGAUCGUUUCCUUUCUUAAUAUCUUGCUAAGAGUAAGGUUCCUUCAAUCAAUUAUAGUAUUGCCUACACAAAAAUAUAUUUCUCUUGGAGUUCUAGGUUACCGUGUUUAUGCACUGGGAAUGAUUAUUAUGAACCAAGGAGGGAGGGUCGUAUUGGCUAAAGUAGAGGUGGAGGUUCGGUUUUCGGUUUACAGAACGGUUAAACUGAUAACCGGCCGGCUAUCCACUAACCGGUAACCGAUAUAACCGAAAUUUGAUCGGCUAUUGGAGGCUGGACGAGAUGAUUUUGGUCCUGGGGGAGGUGCGGAUAACCGAAGUCUAUUUCGGUCGGUUGUCGGUUGGGGGCCCGUCCUUUCGGUUAAUCGAUAAACGACUGUGCGGUUACCGGUUAUAAUCGAAAUAACUGAAAAAUCCACCCCUAGGCUAAAGGGGCGUUGGUUGCUGAUAUUGAUGAUCCUAUGGUUGUCGAACUGAUAGUUUUUCGGAAGGUUAUUUUCUGGUGUCUGGAGAACAGGUUUACGGAGACGAGGUUCGAAGGAGAUAACAAAGUGAUCAUUGAUAAAAUUAAUCAGGCCGAUACCCGAUAUAACCGGAUAGGGUCCAUCUUCGAGGAGGUCGUGCGUUAUUUCGCGAUUCAUAUUGGGCUUAAUGUGCAAUUUGUAGGUCGGAGUAGUAGUAGGGUAGUCCAUUUGAUGGCUAGAAAGACCUUUCAUUGUACCCAACUACGUGUAAUUUUUUUAUUUGCUGGUCUGGUUAAAUUCCAGGAUGUAGUGAUUUAUUUUCAAAUCAAUAUAUACUAGUUUUUUAC
Linum trigynum is the source of this 6013-nucleotide messenger RNA. The record is from the annotation of a GenBank genome assembly. NCBI's taxonomy places the organism in Eukaryota, Viridiplantae, Streptophyta, Magnoliopsida, Malpighiales, Linaceae.